This is a messenger RNA of Benincasa hispida (wax gourd), 1715 nucleotides long. RefSeq names its product UDP-glycosyltransferase 90A1-like. Gene Ontology annotation, molecular function: UDP-glucosyltransferase activity. NCBI's taxonomy places the organism in Eukaryota, Viridiplantae, Streptophyta, Magnoliopsida, Cucurbitales, Cucurbitaceae. The record is from RefSeq and is a predicted model, not a curated record.
AGUGGAUUCAAUUGCAUGUCAAAAUAAACCAAAAGAAAUCACAAAAUCUGUAAUGGAUUCAGAUUCUCAAUCUUCCCAUCAUAUUGUUUUCUUCCCAUUCAUGGCUAAAGGCCACACAAUUCCUCUUCUUCACCUCCUCCGCCUCCUCCGCCGCCGUUUCCCCCACCUCUAUCUCACCAUCUUCACCACCGCCGCCUACCGUCCCUUCAUUUCCCAGUUCCUCUCCGACUCCGGCACCGAUUCCAUCUCCAUCGUCGACCUCUCUUUUCCUCAAAAUGUCCCCGGCCUCCCCGCCGGCGUCGAAUCCACCGAUACCCUCCCUUCUCUCUCCCUCCACACUGAAUUUUGCGCCGCCACAGAGCUUAUGCAACCGGAAUUCGAAGAACGGCUCCGGUCCCUCCCCGUUCCAGUCACCUUCUUAAUCUCCGACAUGUUCUUCUGGUGGACCCUCGAGUCCGCUUCCAAAUUGGGAAUCCUCCGAAUUAAUUUCAGCGGCAUGUCCAAUUACUCCGCUGCCGUCACAUCCUCUGUCGUGAAAAACAGAGUCCUCGCCGGAGCUCAGUCCGUCGACGAGCUGGUCACCGUCACUGAUUUCCCUUGGGUGAAAAUCACCCGCGGUGAUUUUGAUCCGGUUUUCUGGCCGGAAGCCUACCUGACGAGCGGCCACUUUCAAUUUCAAUUUAUAAUGAAGUCAGUGCACGCAGCAACCAAUAGCUAUGGAUUCAUCGUGAAUAGCUUUUACGAGCUGGAGCCAAUGUUCUUCGAUUACAUGAGAAACAGCAAAAAGACUUGGAACAUUGGACCACUUUGUCUGGACCAGUUCUGUUCUAAUUCUGUGAGAAAUCGUGAAUCGACUCAAAAGCUUCAAAUGCAGGGGUGGUGGGAAUGGUUGGAGGGAAAACUCAAGCAAGGAGAAGGGGUGUUAUACGUGGCAUUCGGUUCACAGUCGGAGAUUUCAUGUAAACAAAUGAAAGAGAUAGAGAUUGGGUUGGAAGAAUCAGGAGUAAACUUUCUAUGGGCAAAAAGAGAGGAGAUCAAUGAAAUGGAAGAUAAAGGGUUUGAAGAGAGAGUAAAAGGGAGAGGGAUUAUAGUAAGGGAAUGGGUUAAUCAAUGGGAAGUGUUAAAACAUGAGGCUGUUAAAGGGUUUUUAAGUCACUGUGGUUGGAACUCAGUGGUAGAGAGUUUGAGCUGUGGAGUGCCAAUUCUUACUUACCCAUUAAUGGCGGAGCAGAGUUUGAAUGCGAGGAUGGUUGUGGACGAGUUGACGGCGGGGAUGAGGGCGGUGGAGGGGACAUCGUCGAUGAAGGGGGCUGUGAAAGGGAAGGAUUUGAAGAGAUUUGUGAGAGAGUUAAUGGAAGGAGAGAAAGGGAAAGAGGUGAGGAAGAAGGCAAUGGAGAUUUCAGAGAUGGCCAAGAAAGCUAUGGCAGAAAAUGGAUCCUCGUGGAAAAAUUUGGAACUAUUAGUUAUGGAAAUGUGUAACAAAUCACCAUUACUACCGCAUACGGAUUUGCCAUCAUUCAAGGGACAUGGAGCAAAUUAUGCAUAAUGAAAUGAUGUGUGCAGCUCACAAGAAAUCUCUUUUUUAAUGUUUUUUUUACUAUGUACCAAAGAAUGUUGUCCCUAGUCAUUGUCACUAGAAAAUACUUUCAUGGUUGCACCUAUUUUUGUUGAUCCUAUUAAAUUGUCCAAUUAUUAUUUGUCACAUACCAAAUUCA